AUGCCGCUUCACCGCAUCUACACUCCCCAGGGAUUCUUCACCAAGGAUGAGAAGAGAGCUCUCGUGGACAGCAUCGCCAGCAUGUAUAUAGGGCUACCGGCUUUCCUCGUGAUCACCCUCUUCUGUCCGAUCGACGAGGACGACUUCUACAUUGGCACGCAGAACCAUUCGGAGCGUGCAAGCGAGCAAGGCAAGCCGUUCGUGCGCAUUGUCAGCCAGCACCUCGCUCGCACUGCCGAGGGCAAGGAGAGACGCACGCGCACCAUCCGAUCGCUCGAAGACCGCUUCAGAGCUGUCUUGGAAGCAAAGAAUUGCGAAUGGGAGAUCCACAUCGAAGAGCCCGCAGCAGACCUCUGGCGCCUCAGCGGGCACGACUAUCCUGCUCCCGGCUCACAGGCCGAGUCGCAAUGGCGCGAAGCCAACAAGGCCGUGCAGUACCAGGGCCCGACAAUGGCAGACCACCUCGCGGAGAAGGCAAGCCUAUAA
This is a messenger RNA of Moesziomyces aphidis, 486 nucleotides long. The record is from the annotation of a GenBank genome assembly. Lineage: Eukaryota; Fungi; Basidiomycota; Ustilaginomycetes; Ustilaginales; Ustilaginaceae.